Messenger RNA from Spirometra erinaceieuropaei, 495 nucleotides. NCBI's taxonomy places the organism in Eukaryota, Metazoa, Platyhelminthes, Cestoda, Diphyllobothriidea, Diphyllobothriidae. The record is from the annotation of a GenBank genome assembly.
AUGGCGAGACCCCAAGAUACGGCUUUGGCCCGAUUCUAUGGCCUCCCUAAGGUGCAUAAAGACGGCGCUCCUCUCCGACCCAUCGUGUCGCUCAAAGGUACUCCAACGUACGGACUGGCUAAGUGGCUGUUCCGGCGUCUCAAGUUCCUGACCGCUGAGUCAGACACCACGGUCUCUUCGUCAGCACAAUUCCUGGAGAAACUCCAAGGGGUAAUCAUCCAUCCAAAUGAGGUCAUAGUAUCUUUUGAUGUUACAUCCCUUUUUACUUCUAUUCCCCAGGACCUGGCGAUCGAGACAAUUGAACUGCUACUACAAAGCAAAUACGAUGAAACGGAGAACCGUCUUGGACGCGCCCAAAUCCUUCAGCUCCUGAAGCUCUGUCUCAGGACGUACUUCACGUUCGACGGGACAAUCUACGAACAGGUGAAGGGCACACCAAUGGGUUCGCCGAUUUCGGGAUAUAUCGCCGAGGCGGUCCUGCAACGGUUAGAGUAG